AUGACCAUAACCAUCAUCAAUACUAAUCAAAAUCCCAAUGAGGAGUAUCAAAUUAACGUUCGACAUCCAUCCUACCGAAUCAGACCGGUCAAUACCGACGAUAUAGAUGGCGCAGAUGGAUAUGGAUGGAAUCGUAUCCAUCAUGAUUCCAUACCUCUACUGAACGAUUCAAAUUCUCUUUUGAAAGCCCCUCGAUUCGGAAAUCGUGAAGUCACUUUAAGCAUGUUAUACAAGAGCUUUGGGGAGACCUCUCGUCGGGACUUGUUCACCGAAGGCUUCGUCAAGGAAGUGUCAGAUACUGUAGACAAAUAUCUCGAGUCUGAACUGUCUCUUCUGAAAAUUCAGAGGGAUAUACAAAAGCGAAAGAAUGAUUUAUGGAAAAACCAAAAUUCCAUUGGAAAAGGGAAAGUGUCGACGGCCAAUCCACGUAUUCUGCAAAAAUUGAAAAAGAUCCGAGAACAAAGACAAGAACAGCUUGCGACAGAUGCAAAUCUGUUAGAGGAGGAGGAAAAGUCAUUUAAUCGAGCUAGAUAUGGUUUGGAAAUGUAUUAUCAAUCUUAUUUUUCAAUUUGUCAAGAUUAUUUCGAACAAUUGCACACACUUCAAUCCAAGUCGAUUACAAGCUGGUUGGAGAAUAGUGCCGGUGACCCUGGUCAACAAGGAUCAGAGGAAGAGGCAGAUCUUUCACAGAAAACUACCGAUCUUGAGAACGGGUUGCAAAGAGUUGAGAACGAAGAGGUAAAUACUGGGGAUGCCUUUCAAGAUGAUUUCGAUGAGCGAUACGGUAUUGAUGAGGAUGUACCGGUAUUUGGUCAUGAAUGGUCGAGCCUUUGGGAUCGACAUCGACAUCGAGAUGUUCAGAAAGGCAUAGACACCCCCGUUUCUGAGACUGGUACGAAUGACACCGAGGUGUAUCCUGUCAACAUCUCCUCGAUUGAUGAGGACAAUGUAGAAUCCGGAUUUGAGGAAGAUCCCAAAGUGACUGAACAAAUAUUGAGAAACAGACGUUAUACAACUAGCGGGGUGAGUACUGCACUGUGUCUCUCGGGAUUAUUGCAUAGUCCAUAUCCAUAUCUAGGUGCUAAUCGCUGA
This is a messenger RNA of Kwoniella botswanensis, 1092 nucleotides long. RefSeq lists its product as uncharacterized. The record is from RefSeq and is a predicted model, not a curated record. The transcript is spliced from 3 exons. The coding region runs from base 1 to 1092 and encodes 363 amino acids. NCBI's taxonomy places the organism in Eukaryota, Fungi, Basidiomycota, Tremellomycetes, Tremellales, Cryptococcaceae.